AAAAAACACUCACGCAGGUUUGUCAGGAUGUGGUUGUGGUGAAAACACCUCUUUAGUCCAUCUGAACAGUGUGAAAUGCACCAAAUACUCUGCAACAUCACCGGCGAGCAACAGUAACAGACAUGUUCUCUGGGGUAAAACAGUGGAUAUUGUUCCUGUCGAUGUGGCACAUUACAUCCAUCACUGUUACAGGUGAACAUCUGUGCAAAAGAGAACUUUUAAAAAGCAGUAACGUUUCUGCUGAGCUCCAGUCUGAUGUCCUGCUGCCGUGUAACUUCGAUCCGGUUCUCCUCGGAUCAAAUAAGACUGCAGAUGUAGCAGUAGUGUGGAAACAGAUAAACACAACAACACACGGUUUACUGGAGAUCAGCCAGCAUGGAGUAGAGAGGUUCUGGAAUAAUAGAAAUGGACGUGUUAAGCAUUUUCCUAAGCUCUCUGCAUCAGGAAACUUCUCCAUCUUACUUAAGAAAAUGCAGUCGUAUGAUCUGGGUCUCUACAGCUGUGAGCUUCAUCAUGGGACCAACUGCAGUAUUGGGUAUCAGGAGAUACAACUGGGUCAAAGCAAACAUCAAUGGUUGACCCAGAAAUGGCCCUUUAUAGCAGGAGGAGGAGCAGCAGUUGCUCUUAUCAUUCUUUUGGUUUUCACAUGUUUGGUAAAACGUGCUUAUUCCGGUGCAUCAAAUAACGUCGUCUAUGCAAACGCAAGAUUUGAAAAAAGAAAUGACAAGCAGCUCAGUAAAGACAAACACAGCGGUCAUCAGCAUAGAAAUAAAGCUAAAAAUCCUCAAAACCACAAUAACAUCUACGCCAACAGUCGCAUGCAAGAUGGAGACGCUUACGUCAACAAGCCACACUGAAAACUACUGAUUGUGUUCAGUGUAUACAUUGUUCUGAAUGCUGCAUCCUCGCUCUUUUUAUGCAGAAAUUAUUGUAUUAUUUUAUGGAAUUCCAUAUUGAUAGACAAUUUGGCCAAAAUGAUCUGGACACCUGGAACUGAUUUGCCAUAAAUUGAAUAGUCCAGAAUGUAUUUGUAUGCUGUAUCCCUUCACUGAAACUAAGUGAGCUCCAUGAAGACAGUCUGUCGAGGAUGGAGUGGAAAUACCCUAUACUGUACCUUCUCACCAGACAUCAGUGCCUGAUCUAACUAAUGCUCUUCAAAAUGAAUCUACAAUCUACAGUCUGACAUUGUAAGAGGUUGUGGAGGUUAAUAUUACAGCAAAUGGGGAUUAAAUCUGGAAUGGGAUGUUAAAAAAAACACAUAGGGCUGUGAUGGUCAGGUGUCCACAAACAUUUGCAAAUAUAAUAUACAAAUUACUUGAGAAUACAUGAGAACCAAUAAAUUAUUGGGCACUGGAUUGUUGAUCAGAGGAUCGGGGUUCAAGCCUCAGCAAUGCCAAGCUGACAUUGUUGGGCCCUUGAGUAAGGGCCCUUAACCCUGGUACUGUAUCAUGGCUGACCAUGUGCAUUGGGAAAUGUGAUGUAUAUGAUACAAAUAAAGACUUCUAUUCUACUGAAUCUCAGAUACAUCUCAUGUUAAAUCCAGAAUCUCAUAUUAAUUGCCAGCUUAUAUCCAUAUCAGCUUAUAUCCAAGUAUAACAAAAAUUUUAAAAGCAAUAAUUAAUAAAAACACUGAUGUAAAUGAUUUAAUAUGGUAAAGGUUUGGGUUAAUGAGGGGAUUUGCCUGUAAUAAAUGGUCCUCUACAUCAUCAUUUGGCCUAAUUAAUAAUAGGUCACACAUAUCGAUUGGUGAAGAAUCAGUACUAUUGUCAAAUUUCAGUACUUUUAUUAUCGCCGUUUAAUUACCUGGAAUUAUGUCAUAUAAUGUGAACGCUUCAGCUUUACACUUCUACUAUCUUAUUAUCUACCCAAUAAUUCAAUUCCUUUUGUUUUUAUCUGUAUAUAUUUUCAGCAGUGUUUGGUAAGAAAACCUGAAAAUGUAUUUCCA
Tachysurus vachellii is the source of this 1945-nucleotide messenger RNA. RefSeq names its product matrix remodeling-associated protein 8-like. Gene Ontology annotation, cellular component: external side of plasma membrane. Gene Ontology annotation, biological process: T cell costimulation; immune response; positive regulation of T cell proliferation. The record is from RefSeq and is a predicted model, not a curated record. Lineage: Eukaryota; Metazoa; Chordata; Actinopteri; Siluriformes; Bagridae. The transcript has 6 exons. Bases 123 to 857 code for a protein of 244 amino acids.